AUGACAAAAACCACCACAAUAGAUUCCUCCCUCGAGACCUAUGAGAGCACCUCGCGAAAGGAUUUCGAGGAAUUGUUCCCCUCGGUCGUGGACACCAUCAUGGAGAAUGUGGAACAAAAAGGUCUCCCAGAGGAAGUCGUCGCACGGUUCAAAGAAACCAAGCUGACUGGCACUCUCAAACCCCAGUGCCUCUACUACAACACCCGAUCCGGAAAGCUCAACCGAGGCCUCUCAGUCCCAGACACAGGCAGCAUCCUCCUCAACAGACCUCUAAACGCCCACGAAUCCAAGUCCCUCUGCACACUAGGCUGGCUAACAGAACUGCUACAAGCCUUCUUCCUCGUCCACGACGACAUAAUGGACCACUCGCUCACCCGCCGCGGCCAGAAAUGCUGGUACCAGCAGCCCAAAGUAGGGCUAAUGGCCGUCAACGACGCCGUCCUGCUCGAGUCCUCCGUAUACGCAGUCCUCAAGUCCCAGUUCCGAGACCAUCCAGCCUACAUCGAGAUGGUAGAGACGUUCCAAGAAGCAGCAUUCAACACCCAACUCGGUCAGCUAUGCGAUCUUCUCACAGCGCCAGAGGAUAGCGUUGACCUGGGCAAAUUCUCCAUGGAGCGGUAUGCGACUAUCGUGCAGUUCAAGACUGCGUACUACAGUUUCUAUCUCCCUGUUGUGCUGGCCUUGCACUGGGUGCAGCUUGCGACGUCGAGGAAUCUACAGCUUGCGCAUGAUAUCCUGAUGCCGAUGGGCGAGUAUUUCCAGGUGCAGGAUGAUUAUCUGGAUCUUUUUGGGGACACUGAUGUGACGGGGAAGAUUGGGACGGAUAUUCGGGAUAAUAAAUGCUCGUGGCUUGUUAAUCAGGCUCUUUUGCUUGCUUCGCCGGAGCAAAGGCGGGUUCUGGAUGAGUGUUAUGGACGGAAGGAUGCGCAGUGCGAGAUGAAUGUGAGGCAGGUGUUUGUGGAUUUGGAUCUUCCGAGUGUGUAUGCGGAGUUCGAGGAGGGGCGCAUUCGGGAGCUGAAGCUGAUGAUUGAGGCUGUUGAUGAGGGUGAUGGACUGCGUAAAGAUGUUUUUGGGGUUUUUCUGGCGAAGAUUUGUAAGAGGUCGGGCUAG
Messenger RNA from Penicillium verhagenii, 1110 nucleotides. Its product is annotated as FPP/GGPP synthase family protein. Lineage: Eukaryota; Fungi; Ascomycota; Eurotiomycetes; Eurotiales; Aspergillaceae. Gene Ontology annotation, cellular component: cytoplasm. Bases 1 to 1110 code for a protein of 369 amino acids. The record is from RefSeq and is a predicted model, not a curated record. The transcript is spliced from 2 exons. Gene Ontology annotation, biological process: trans, trans-farnesyl diphosphate biosynthetic process. Gene Ontology annotation, molecular function: dimethylallyltranstransferase activity; (2E,6E)-farnesyl diphosphate synthase activity.